This is a messenger RNA of Sporisorium graminicola, 2526 nucleotides long. RefSeq lists its product as uncharacterized. The record is from RefSeq and is a predicted model, not a curated record. Gene Ontology annotation, biological process: retrograde vesicle-mediated transport, Golgi to endoplasmic reticulum; intra-Golgi vesicle-mediated transport; intracellular protein transport. Gene Ontology annotation, cellular component: COPI vesicle coat. Bases 1 to 2526 code for a protein of 841 amino acids. Lineage: Eukaryota; Fungi; Basidiomycota; Ustilaginomycetes; Ustilaginales; Ustilaginaceae. The transcript has a single exon. Gene Ontology annotation, molecular function: structural molecule activity; protein binding.
AUGCCGAUGCUUCUCGAUAUCCAGCGCAAGCUCUUUGCAAAGUCGGAGCGUGUCAAGUCGCUCGACUUUCACCCUACAGAGCCCUGGCUUCUCGCCGGUCUCUACUCGGGCUCGGUCAACAUCUGGAACUACGAAACAGGCGUCAUCGUCAAGACCUUUGAGGUCACAAACGUGCCAGUGCGAUGUGUCAAGUUCAUCGCCCGCAAGAAUUGGUUCGUUGCCGGUUCGGACGACUUCCAGCUUCGCGCCUUCAACUACAACACACACGAAAAGGUCAUCAGCUUCGAGGCGCAUCCGGACUACAUCCGCUGUCUCGCCGUCCACCCGACCGGAUCGUACGUCAUCACCGGUUCCGACGACAUGACUAUCAAGAUGUGGGACUGGGACAAGAACUGGCGUCACGUCCAGACUUUCGAGGGCCACACGCACUACAUCAUGAACCUCUGCUUUAAUCCCAAGGACUCCAACACCUUCGCCUCUUCCUCGCUCGAUCGUACCGUCAAAGUCUGGACCCUUGGAUCCAGCGUUGCCAACUUCACUCUCGACGCCCAUGACAAGGGCGUCAACUACGUCGAGUACUUCCAUGGCGGUGAAAAGCCGUACAUGCUCACUGUCGGCGACGACCGCACCGUCAAGAUCUGGGAUUACCUCUCCAAGUCGUGCGUGCAGACCCUCACCGGUCACACCUCGAACGUUUCGUUUGCCGUCUUCCACCCUUCUUUGCCACUCAUCAUUUCCGGCUCUGAGGAUGGCACCGUCAAGUUGUGGCACUCAAACACCUACCGUCUGGAGUCGACGCUCGAUUACGGCCUCGAACGCGUCUGGUGCGUUGCAUAUAAGAAAACGGGCAACGACGUCGCUAUCGGUUACGAUGAAGGUGCCGUCGUCAUCAAGCUUGGCAAGGAAGAGCCGAGCGUCAGCAUGGACGCAGCAGGUAAGGUCGUCUGGGCGCGCAACUCGGAGGUCCUCAGCGCCAAUGUGGGCGCAACAGCAGAAGAGCUGGUGCCCGAUGGUCAGAGGCUUCCCGUCACGGUGCGCGACAUGGGCACCACCGAGGUCUACCCACAGCUCUUGCAACACAGCCCCAACGGGCGAUUCGUCACGGUCUGCGGCGACGGAGAAUACAUCAUCUACACGGCGCUCGCAUGGAGGAACAAGGCGUUCGGUACGGGCUACGGGUUUGCCUGGGCAAGCGACAGCAACACAUACGCGGUCCACGAGGGCGGUUCCAAGGUCAAGGUCUUCCGCAACUUCAAGGAGCGUCCCGGUCUGCUCACCUUGGCUUACAACGUCGAGGCCGUAGCGGGCGGUGCGUUGCUGGCGGUGCUCGGCGGCGGCUUUGUCUGCUUCUACGACUGGGAAACGGCUGCGCUGGUGCGACGUGUUGAUGUCGAAGCCAAGGCGAUCCACUGGUCUACCACAGGAGAGUUGGUUGCCAUUGUUUGCGACGACUCGUUCUACGUUCUGCGUUUCGACCGUGACGCCUACGCUGCCUACCUCGACUCGGGCGCAGAGGUGGAGGACGAGGGAGUGGAGGACGCUUUCGAGGUGGUGACCGAAGUAUCGGAGAGUGUGCGCACCGCCAAGUGGACUGGCGAAUGCUUCCUCUACACCAACUCGACCAACCGAUUGCAGUACCUGGUUGGCGAGCAGACGCACACCAUCACCCACUCGGACAACGAGAUCUUCCUGCUCGGCUACAUCCCGCAACACGGACGCGUCUACGUGGUCAAUAAGGACCUGUCCAUCUUCAGCUACUCGCUGUCGCUCGCGUUGGUCGAGUAUCAGACGGCCAUCUUGCGCGGCGACCUUGACGCGGCGGCGGAAUUGUUGGAUCAGGUGCCGUCGGAUCAGAGGAACCGCGUUGCGCGCUUCUUGGAGACGCAAGACCUCAAGGAUCUUGCGCUGGAAGUGUCGACGGAUCCGGAACAUCGCUUCGACUUGGCAAUCUCGCUCGACGACUUUGAGACGGCGCUCGACAUUGCGCGCAGCGGCCCGCAGGUCGGCUCCGAGUCUCGAUGGCGCACCAUCGGCGACAAGGCUUUGGCGAGGUGGAACGUCGCUCUAGCAAAAGAGUGCUUUGAAAAGGCGCAGGAUCUGUCAUCGAUGCUGUUGGUGGCCACGUCGACCAACGACCGCCAGUUGCUAGGACGCUUGGCUCAGCUUGCCACAGAGAAAGGCUCGACAAAUGUUGCGUUCGCAGCAUAUCUGUCGCUGAGCGACGUCGACUCGUGCAUCGACGUGCUCGACAAGGCGGGUCGCACUUCCGAGGCGGCUCUGUUCGCGAGAACGUAUGCGCCCAGCAGGGUGCCCGAGAUCGUGGCCAAGUGGAGAGGCGAGUUGCAGUCCGCCAACCGACACAAGCAGAACGAGAUUGCUGCGAGCAUUGCCGACCCGGACCAGAACGAGGCGGCAUUUGAAGAGGGUUGGAAGCAGAGCCUCGCCAAGGAGAAGGAGCUGCGGAAUGCGCAGCCUGCUACUGCCUCUACUGGCGCUGGGAAGGUGAAUGGUGUCAAGGCUGCGUAG